CCAACAAGAAGUCCAGGGUCUAGAAGCAACUGCAACGGAAGCAAUGCAAUUGCAGCAAGGGAUGUACGGAACGCCAAGUGGAGGGAUGGAGCAACCUUUUGACGGCAAUUACUUCUACAGCAACUACCACUACGUUAGUUCUCCGAAGCCUACAUCUGAUGUUUCCGGAUUCGGACCCGGGUUCGGAAUCUCCCAACAAGCAUCCCAGAUUCCGUCUUUUCUGUGGAGCUACGGUAACGCAGCUUCGUCAGAUGAACAGCAGAUGACUAAUAUGACCCCGUUCCUCCAACAGAGACCAGAAGCUAAUGCUCAACAAGCAAAUGCUCAACAAGCAAAUGCUGCUCAGCAGCAGACACAACAGUCAAUGGAACAAGAGCCACAGGAGGAGAAGGUAGUAGAGCAACUAGAAGUGGAAUCCUUGCAAGAGACUGAAGAUGAACGUCUUAAAAGAUUGAAGGCGGGUGACGCCGAAGACGAAUACAGAUUGUGGGAGUGGCGACAAAUGCAAGAGCAUAUGAACAUGAGGCAAGGACCUCCACAGGAGGAGAUGAUAGUAGACCAAGAACUACAACCCUUGCAAGAGACUGCAGAUGAACGUCUUGCAAGGUUGAAAAAUGACGCAGACGAUGAGUGGAAGCAAACGCAGUCGAACAUGAUUGGUCAAUCUGCGCAAACGCGAAAACACCUACCCCAAUGUGCACAAAUGCAACAACAGCAGCCCCUACAGAUGCAAUACCCGCAAUUGGUGCGCGCUGUUCCGUUAUGUAUGAUGACCCAGGAGGGAACCGUGACGCCCAUCUUUCGACAAUUGGUCCCUGCGGAACAGAUGCAGCAGCCGAUCGGCAAG
Amoebophrya sp. A25 is the source of this 847-nucleotide messenger RNA. The record is from the annotation of a GenBank genome assembly. NCBI's taxonomy places the organism in Eukaryota, Dinophyceae, Syndiniales, Amoebophryaceae.